AGGCUGUAGAACAGGAAGUACGACUUGAAACGUGGUUACAGUGCGGAGUUUAAUCUGAGUUAAGGUGUCAGGUAAUGUGAAGAAUUUUUAAUCAAACCAACACCAGUCUCUGACAUGAAAUAGCAUGAGACGCUCUGGGAAACAGGAGGAGGAACCUGCAAGUUAUGAAAGGCUUGUUUUGAAGAAUGCAUCAGUGUACCAUUAUCUGAGGAUCUCCCUAGUAUUCCAAGACAGUGACAAAAGACUCAGUGAGGCCCAGUUCAAGCAGCUGAUCAUUUCAGCCCUCAGAGACCUGUAUGGAGAGAUUGGAGCCGCCUUUCCUUUCGAUGUUCUAAAAUUUGAGGAGAACACGCUGAAAGCGAUAAUACGAGUGUUGAGCAGUGGCCUUGUGAAACUGUGGAGUGCUCUGACAUUACUAGGAUCCUAUCAAAAUGAACCAUGUGCCUUUAGGAUUAUUCAGGUGUCGCCACUCCUGUUAGCUUUGUCUGGAAACAGCAGAGAUUUCGAACUGGACUGAAGUGCUCUUGCCGCUUGAGAUAAACGGGAAUACAUCAAAAUGACCUUUGUUUGGAGGGGAAGCAUCUUGUCCAGACACUUUAAGCAUGUCGCCCUUGCUGUUGGCCCCACUGUGACCAUGGGAACGAAGGAUCCUCUGCAGACUUCUGUCCAUCCCAGAUUGAUCCAUGUUGGAUCACGAGCCACACUUACAAAGGCAUUCACUGCUAGGGAUGUGGCUCUGUUUGCCGAGUUAACAGGAGACAUCAACCCCCUCCACCUGGAUGUUGACUUCGCUAAAAACACUCCUUUUCAAAGGCCGGUUGUCCAUGGAGUUCUGAUUAAUGGGCUUAUAUCAGCAGUUUUGGGGACUAAGAUGCCUGGCAGCGGGUGUAUAUUCCUUUCUCAGGAAAUUCGCUUUCCCGCGCCUUUGUACAUCGGAGAAGAGGUUUUAGCAGAGGCCGAGGUGAAAAGGCUCAAGAAGUCCUUUGCCUGGAUUUCCGUUUCCUGCUCGGUAAAAGGCAAAGUGGUCAUGGAAGGGGAAGUCCUGGUCAGGGUGCCAGAGGUCGCAUUUCAGAGCCCACAGUCGGAUAAUAAGUAACUGAGGACAGAAUGUUUUAUUGUUCUGUGCUGAAAGAAAGGUUAGCUGUCUGCAUGAACAUGUAUAGUCCAUAAGCUGGCAGUGCUUACAUAAAAGAAAAACAUGUUUUGGGAGGCUUUGGUUGAGUCACUGACUUUUUUGAGUUCUGCCAUUGCUGGAAGCUAAAUAUGGAAUCAGUUUUUAAAAAUAAGUAGUUAUGAUGAUAAGGUUGUUUUACUUAUUAGAAAGAGGAAAAUACAGUUCCUUAAAAAUGACUAGCUCAGAGUGCCCUUUAAAUUGGUGGAUAUAAAUAACACUUCCCUGAAAAUUUUGUAAUUUAUAUUUUUUUGGUGGUUUCUCUCAACAUUAACUGUUACUGGAGGUUUCUGGUCUCACAAAGAAUAAACUGGCAAACAGGAUUUCUUGGGUUUGUGGGACUGGAGAAUAAGAGGAUUGAUCUCCAUGACUGCAGUUAGGCAGGUGAGCUACCUUGCUCAAAUGUUACAUACCUUGUGGUUUCCACCUGCUGCAUUGCUGAAACACCAUCAUUGGCACAAUCCUGACAGGAGCUCUUGGCUUUUCCCCUCUCCCUCUUAAUGCUAGGAAUCUUGUAUAAUAAGACAAGGACAUGAGUAAAUGUCCUGCCAGCACCUGAAUAAAAAGCAUCUCUGUCCCAAAAUGUCCUAGGAAGUACAGUACUUCAGGCACGUAUUCCUCAGCUGACCGCAUUUUUAAAAAAGACAAAAAGCCAUAAAAAAUGUUUGCUCAUUUCUAUCCAAUGUACAUGAAAAUAAACUCUUUAACAUGGCUUUGUGGAUG
Lepisosteus oculatus (spotted gar) is the source of this 1894-nucleotide messenger RNA. It is a transcript of the gene rpp14, whose product is annotated as ribonuclease P/MRP 14 subunit. The record is from RefSeq and is a predicted model, not a curated record. Lineage: Eukaryota; Metazoa; Chordata; Actinopteri; Semionotiformes; Lepisosteidae. Gene Ontology annotation, cellular component: multimeric ribonuclease P complex; nucleolus. Gene Ontology annotation, biological process: tRNA 5'-leader removal. Gene Ontology annotation, molecular function: ribonuclease P RNA binding; ribonuclease P activity.